GUGAUGUUGUGACGUCAGCAGGUCCUUUCCGGGUAUAGUAUUUAGCCAGAACCGUGAAUUAACGUGGAGAGCCGGGAGGCGAUCAGAAGAUCGAGCAUCCGUCCUGGAGCGCCCCUGCUGCUGACACGUCACAUUCCGCCGCCAUCAUGAUUAAAGCCAUCCUCAUCUUCAAUAACCACGGCAAGCCGCGGCUGUGCAAGUUCUACCAGCACUACAGUGAAGACAUACAACAGCAGAUCAUCAGAGAAACAUUCCAUCUCGUGUCUAAAAGAGAUGAGAACGUCUGCAACUUCUUAGAAGGAGGAUUGUUAAUAGGAGGAUCUGACAACAAGCUCAUAUAUCGACACUAUGCAACACUGUACUUCGUCUUCUGUGUGGAUUCCUCGGAGAGUGAACUUGGAAUUUUAGAUCUCAUACAGGUGUUUGUGGAAACCCUGGACAAGUGCUUUGAAAACGUCUGUGAAUUGGAUUUAAUUUUCCAUGUAGAUAAGGUGCACAACAUACUUGCAGAAAUGGUGAUGGGAGGUAUGGUUCUAGAAACCAACAUGAAUGAAAUUGUAACUCAGAUCGACGCUCAGACAAAAUUGGAAAAAUCUGAGGCGGGAUUUGCAGGUGCUCCAGCACGGGCAGUGUCUGCCGUAAAGAAUAUGAACCUUCCAGAGAUCCCAAGAAACAUUAAUAUUGGUGACAUCAGUAUAAAAGUACCAAACUUGCCUUCUUUUAAAUAGCAUUCCUUUGUACUUUUUUUUUCAAGCUGAGAUAUGUUUACCAAAAGAAAAUACAUCUAAGUGAAGGAACUGCUAGGGUUGGAUGUGAAUGUUGCCCUUUACUUAAGGCUACUUUCACACUAGCGUUCGGGCGGAUCCGUUCUGAACGGAUCCGCUCAUAAUAAUGCAGACGGAGGCUCCGUUCAGAACGGAUCCGUCUGCAUUAUAUUAGCAAAAAAAAGCUAAG
This is a messenger RNA of Bufo gargarizans (Asiatic toad), 954 nucleotides long. RefSeq names its product adaptor related protein complex 3 subunit sigma 1 (gene AP3S1). The record is from RefSeq and is a predicted model, not a curated record. Gene Ontology annotation, cellular component: membrane coat; AP-3 adaptor complex; intracellular membrane-bounded organelle. The transcript has 6 exons. Lineage: Eukaryota; Metazoa; Chordata; Amphibia; Anura; Bufonidae. The coding region runs from base 147 to 728 and encodes 193 amino acids. Gene Ontology annotation, biological process: Golgi to vacuole transport; intracellular protein transport.